AUGUACUCAAAUCGGAAUAUUACAGUAGUUUUGUUGCUGUACAUUACACAUUUUGUACACUCCAAAACUACUGGGUAUGACUCAAGUGACUCAAACCUGAUCGUAGGGAGCAUCGGGUUUAAAAGACUAUCUCAAAUUACUGAGCUCUGCGAAGUCAACAACGACUUCCUGUUCAGAACAAAUGAAGUUCAACUCAGGAUGAAUCAGGACAUCUUCGAGUGCCUCUCAAAGAUGAAGCUUAAUGGAACCCUGAAAACAACAACAAUGACAUCUCUUUCAGUUAAGCAAUGGGUUCUCUGGGAAGUUGAUAGGUUCAACUUUAAAGACGAAAUGAAUUGGAUAUCAGGGACUGUUAACACUUGCGGAAACUCUAAGGAUUCAUUUCUUGGUGGACCUUGUGUUCUUGGGCCUGGUGGAGUCAAGAGGUUCUAUAAUCAUAUUCCCGAACACACUGAAAUUAAGAUAACUGGAAGAGUUCAUUUUUUCGACGAAUGGAACGGAGAAUCUGUUUUUUUGAAAGUUAACGACAAGAUACUAUGGAGCCAAUGGCAUAAUUGGUGUCCUACUAUCCCUGAUUCUGCUUGUAUGAAGUUUGGCAUAGACGUUUGUGGUAUAGAAUAUCCUGAUCGGCUAUCGGUUUAUUUAGAGGUUUCAAUGGUCAAUUCUGACAGUUCAGUGGCAUUAGAGUUUUUUAGCAACUUGUCCAAAGAAAGGAACCCAUGCGAUGUUUCUUGGGGGAUAGACGACAUUGUUUUACAUAUUAGAUAG
Theileria annulata is the source of this 768-nucleotide messenger RNA. RefSeq lists its product as uncharacterized. The record is from RefSeq and is a predicted model, not a curated record. The transcript has 7 exons. The coding region runs from base 1 to 768 and encodes 255 amino acids. NCBI's taxonomy places the organism in Eukaryota, Apicomplexa, Aconoidasida, Piroplasmida, Theileriidae.